Molecule: messenger RNA, 1854 nt
Organism: Quercus robur (English oak)
Lineage: Eukaryota; Viridiplantae; Streptophyta; Magnoliopsida; Fagales; Fagaceae
Product: polygalacturonase-1 non-catalytic subunit beta-like
Exons: 3
Coding region: 460-1464 (334 amino acids)
Source: RefSeq, a predicted model, not a curated record
AGUUUAGAACAAUAUGGCUAGGAGUAGAAUUUAGUAUUUAAGUUGCUGAUAUGCUAGAUAUGAAAAAAACAGAGUAUUGCAGAAACUCUAUUUCAUUGCAAUUAUUAUUUCUUUUUCGGAUGAUACAACUUCAUUUACAACUCACAUCUAUAUAUAGAUGUGUUAGGUGUUUAGGAUGAGUACAAGCUUCAAGAAUACUACAGAAGCUUGCUUCAUUUCUCUUUAAUUGACACUUGUCCAUGAGGUGUCCACUUACCUGCUUGUUCAAUUUUGCUACUACUGGAUUCUUCAUUGUUGACACCUAGAUUUCAAUUGCUUCUUUCUUUUACACAUAAGGAGCCACUUGUCAAUUAAAUAUUACAUUUUAACAUUAUAACCCAACAGACUCGCCAACACUAAUCUCACUUCCCCCUUUCCCUUUACAAAAACAUAGUAGCGCGCACAAAAAAAAUCAGCCCCAUGACUCCUCUCCUUCUCUUACUUUUUUUCUCAUCUCUCACUGUUGGGUCCGCCUCCACUUCCGCUGGUGAAAACUUAUACACCCCGAAAGCCAAUCUGAUUCGGUAUUGGAACAAAGAGGUCAAAAACAACCACGCCAAACCAACCUUUCUCCUAUCCAAAGCGUCCCCAUUGAGCGCGGUCGACGCAGAAAGAUUCUCCAAACUUGCAGCCCAGAAUGCUCUCUCCUCUCAGUUCCCAGCCAUUUGCCCCACCGCCAACCUUUUGUGUUUCCCCGAUUCAUCACCGAUUGUUCAAGAACUCAUAUCCCAUCCCAACGUUGACGCCUUCAAAAUAAUUUGGCGUCAGCAAGGUAUUUUCUUUCGGGAAUCGAUGUUAAAGAAAGGGAAGGUGAUGCCAAUGCCGGAUAUUAAGGACAAAAUGCCUGAAAGGUCGUUUUUGCCUCGGUCCAUUUCGUCAAAGAUACCAUUUUCGACCUCGAAGAUUUCUGAGUUGAAGAAGAUUUUUCACGCCGAAGAUAAUUCGACUAUGGAGACUAUGAUAGUGGAGGCGUUGAAUAAGUGCGAGAAGGCUCCGAGCCCAGGCGAGACCGAGCGGUGCGUGGGCUCAGCUGAGGAUAUGAUUGACUUUGCAAUCUCGAUCUUGGGUCGAAACAUUGCUGUUCGAUCAACUGAGAAUGUUAAAGGGUCAAAGCAGAAUAUAAUGAUCGGAUCAGUCAAAGGGAUCAACGGUGGCAAAGUCAUGCAAUUAGUUGCUUGUCAUCAAACCUUGUUCCCGUAUCUACUCUAUUCCUGCCAUUCGGUCCCAAAGGUUCGAGUCUACGAAGUGGAUAUACUGGAUCCGAAUUCGAAGGCUAAGAUCAAUCAUGGUGUUGCCAGCUGUCACAUGCACACGUCGAAUUCAAACCCGAAUCAUGCUGAAUUGACUAUAGCAUCAGGUCCCGGUCAGAUCAGGGCUUGCCACUGGGUUUUCGAGAAUCAUCUGAUCUGGACAGUUGCUAACUAGUCCUUACAGACCUUGGUGGGCAAGACAUCACCCUGAUUAAGAGAGCAGAUCACUAGAGCUUUGCAAGCUUUGAUCCAGCAUGUAUGAUGUAAAGCAAAUAAAUGUGCUAAUAGUUUAAUUAUGUGUGUUUUGAACAUGCCUUUCAUCUAUGUAUUUGGGUAGAGCUUUGCAGGCCUCAAUCCAACACAUAUAAUGUACAGCUGAUAAAUGUGUUGAUGGUUUAUGUGUAAUUUGUACUUGCCGUUCAUCUAUGUGUUUGUGUAUUUACGGAAAGUCUAAGGUCUAGCUACUCCUAGGCUAGUAUAAUUAUGUAUAAAACUUGUAAUAUAUGGACUUUGUCUAUAUUUACUAUUAUAAGCUAGAAAUGAUCCAGGUACAUAUUUUUUUUUA